UUUGAGGUGCAACCUGGGUCUGAUUCCUCUGCCUUUUGGAAAGUGCUUGUACGGGUGGUGCGUACCAAGAUUAACGAAAGUAGUGACAUUGUGGAAGCAUCACGCAUUAUGAAUUUGUACCAGUUCCUUCAGCUUUAUAAAGACAUCACAAGCCAAGCAGUGAGGGUGCUGGCCCAGAGAUCCACCUCUCCAGAACCUGAGGAAGACGCAUUCUCUGGAGCAUCUUGUCAGGCCAGUCUUUGGAUGGGAAGGGUCAAGCAGCUGACCGAUGAGGACGAGCGUUGCAUCUGCAUGGAUGGGCGAGCUGACCUCAUCCUGCCAUGUGCUCACAGCUUUUGUCAGAAAUGCAUUGAUAAACGUAGUGAUCAACACAGGAAUUGCCCUGUCGGCUACAGAUGACUGGAGCAAAUGAGUCUUGGGUGGUGUCAGAUGCGCCCACUGAAGAUGACAUGGCUAACUACAUACUGAA
Ochotona princeps (American pika) is the source of this 469-nucleotide messenger RNA. RefSeq names its product RING finger protein 141-like. The record is from RefSeq and is a predicted model, not a curated record. Gene Ontology annotation, biological process: protein autoubiquitination. The transcript has a single exon. NCBI's taxonomy places the organism in Eukaryota, Metazoa, Chordata, Mammalia, Lagomorpha, Ochotonidae. Bases 109 to 399 code for a protein of 96 amino acids. Gene Ontology annotation, molecular function: ubiquitin-protein transferase activity.